CGCGCCGCGCCCGCCCGAACCCGCCCGGAACCGCCCGAACCCCCCCGGGCCCACCCGAACCCCCCCGGAACCCAUCCGAACCCGCCCGAAGCCUUUCCGAACCCACCCGAAGCCUUUCCGAGCCUCUCCGAGCCCACCCGAAGGGGCCGAACCCACCCGAAGCUUUUUCGAGGAGGCCGAACCCACCCGAAGCUUUUCCGAGCUUCUCCGAGCCCACCCGAGGCAGCCGAACCCAUCCGAACCCACCCGAAGCCUUUCCGAAGCCGCCGAACCCACCCGAGCCCACCCGAAGCCUCCUUGAAGGGGCCGAACCCACCCGAAGCCUCUCCGAGCCCACCCGAAGCAGCCGAACCCAUCCGAACCUACCCGAAGCUUUUCCGAGCCUCUCCGAGCCCACCCGAAGCUGCCGAACCCACCCGAGCCCACCCGAACCCACCCGAAGCCUUUCCGAAGCGUCUCCGAGCCCACCCGAAGCUGCCGAACCCACCCGAGCCCACCCGAAGCCUUUCCGAAGCCGCCGAGCCCACCCGAAGCCACCCGAGCCGCUCCGAGCCCACCCGAACCUACCCGAACCUCUCCGAGCCCACCCGAAGCUGCCGAACCCACCCGAGCCCACCCGAAGCCUUUCCGAAGCCGCCGAGCCCACCCGAACCCACCCGAACCGUCCCGAACCCACCCGAACCCGCCCGAGCCGCUCCGAGCCCACCCGAGCCGCUCCGAGCGCAGCCGAACGCUCCCCGAGCGCAGCCGAAGGCGGCCCCGGUGGCCCCGGCGGCGGCCCCGGGAUGGUGGCGGCUCCUCCGGCCGCCGCCGCCGCCAUGCGCCGCGGGUUCCUGGUGCCCGAGAUCCGCCCGCUCGACCAGUACGACGGGAACCGGGCCCGCAGCGCCGCCAGCCUGGCCUGGGCCAUCGCCACCGGCUACGGCGGCGCCGCCAACGUCCCCGAGGAGCUGCGGGACCCCUUCUACACCGACCAAUACGCCCAGGAGCACCUGAAGCCGCCCGUGGAGCGCCUCCUGCUGGCCGCCGACAUUUACUGCAGGGCCUGGAGCCACGCCCUGGCCCCGCCCCCCGGCCCGGCCCCGCCCCCCGGCCCGGCCCCGCCCCCCCGGGAUUUGGGGGCGCUGCUGGCGCUGCUGGCGGGGAGGGGGCUCCCCCCGACCCUGCAGGGGGUCCCGGUGCGGGCGCAGGACCUGCAGCAAAAACCCAUCCGCAUGGGCGCCCACCUGGCUCUGAUCGAUUCCCUCAUGGCCGCCUUCAUCACCGAGGCCACCCGAAAUUUGGGGACCCCCCCGGGAGCCCCCCAGGGGCCCCAAUCCUGGGAAGCCAAAAUUUUGGCUUGGCUGGAAACGGUGAAUCGGAAGCUGCAGGAAAGCAGCGAAAAGGACGGGGCGGGAACGGCCCCGAAUUUGGGGGUCCCCGAGAGCUCCACGGCCCCCCCGGGAUGCAGCCACAAGUGUCCCACCCGCUGGUACUGGAAGUUGGUGCCCCACGCCAUCGCCUUCUGUUUGAAGGAAUCGGGGAAUAAACCUCCGGUGAUUCGGUACCGGAAGGACAAAGGGGCUCCUCCGGCGCCUCCCCCAUUCCCACCUGUGAGGGGGCUGCAAGAUUUGGCCAGUGGGGGGGUCCUGGCAGCCGCCAUCCAUUUCUACUGCCCUCAAUCUCUGCGCCUCGAGGAAAUCCGCCUUGGGGCGCCGCUGGCGCUCCCGGACCGGCUGCACAACCUGGGGCUCGUGCGCGACUUUGGCGCGCGCCACCUGCGCACGCGCUGCCCCCUGGCCGUGGAGGACCUGCUCUACAUGGCGCCUGCCCUGAAGUUGAAUGUGGGGGCUUUUCUGGCCGAGCUGUUCCUGUGCUUCGAGGUGCUGAGACCCCCCUUUGUCACCCCCCGGCAGCUGGGGGGGACCUCAGAAUCUCCAGGUGCUGCUGAUGCCCCGAACCCCAAAAGCAGCUCCCCUGGCUUCAACUUCCGCCACCCCCUGUUGGCAGGGGGCAACCCCUGUGGGCUCCUGCCCCACUCCCCCUCCCUCCCCCAUGGCGACGCGGGCAAGGGCUGGAGCAAGAGACCCCUCAGCCACCCUUUAUCCCAAGCCGUCUCCUUCAGCAUCCCCUUCGGCCUGGACAGCGACGUCGACAUCGUCAUGGGCAACCCCGUGGGGGUCCCCGCGGGGACCCUGGCCCGCUCGGCCAGCUCCGACAGCCUCGCCCACCCCCGGGGUCCCCUGCGGGCCCCGAGCGUCCCCAACGGCGUCACCGAGCCCCCCGAGCCGCCCAGCAUCGAGGAGGCGCUGCAGAUCAUCCACAGCUCCCAGCGCCUCCCCCCGGACGGAGCUCCCGAUGCUUUCUUCCUUCAUUCCCCGGAGCCUCAAAAUCCGCUCGGGAACCCUCAAAAUCCUCCUCAAAACCCCCCUCAAAAUCCCCCUCAAAAUCCUCAAAAUUCUCCUCAAAAUCCCCCUCAAAAUUCUCCUCAAAAUCCUCAAAAUUCUCCUCAAAAUCCUCCUCAAAAUCCACCUCGGCCCAUGACGAGUUUUGCCGAACGUAAGAAGAAAUUGGAAGAAGCCGCCCCUACGAAUCCGCCCGGGGGUCCCGGCGUUAAUUUGGGGGGGGUCUCCACCACUCCCGGGGGUCCCCCAGAAUCGGGCGGGGGUCUCAGCGUGGAGAUGUCUCAACUGGGAGCUCGUUUGGAAGAGAAACGCCGAGCGAUCGAAGCGCAGAAAAAACGCAUCGAGGCCAUUUUCGCCAAGCACCGCCAACGCCUGGGCCAAAACGCUUUGCAACGGCUGCGCCAAAACGAGGAGGGGGCUUCUCCCGACCUUGCCGAGGAUGAAUUGAGUCUGGGGGCUUCACAAAAACCACCUCAAGUCUCUCAUCCUCCUCCUCCUCCUCCUCCUGGGCACUACGAAGCCGCGGUGGCCAGGCUGAGCGCGGCGUUGAGUUCGCUGCAGUUGGACAUGCAACGCUUGACUCAACAGCAGGAGCGGCUUUUGCUGGAGCAGAGACCCCACGGAGCCCCCCAAGCUUGGGUGAUCCCACUCCCCAAAUCCACCAAAAGCUCCCCAAAAAACCCUCCGGGCUCUCCCGCGCCCACCCGAAAAGUCGGAGGAGGAGGAGGAGGAGGAGGAGGAGGAGGAGGAGGAAGCAGCAACAACAACAACGCGGGAAAUUCGACACCAGGAGGAGGAGGAGGAGGAACGGCGGGUUCUGUCGCGAUAUCAGCGGGUGGAAUCGCGACCGGCGGGGCUCGCAAGGCUCCUCCGCGCAGCCCCAGGAGACCCCGGCCCGCGGAGCUGCGGCUGCCGCCGCUGACGCGGGUGCUGACGCCGCCGCACGACGUGGACACGCUGCCGCACCUGCGGCGCUUCUCGCCCAGCCAGGUGCCCGUGCAGACCCGCAGCUCGCUGAGGUUCGCCGACGGGCAGGAGGAGGAGGAGGAGGAGGAGGAGGAGCAGAGACCCCCGCCCCCCCCGGCGCCCCCCGAGUCCCCCAAGGGGCCCCUCCGGGCCAGGGCCUGCGGGGACGGCACCAGCGACGCGUCCCUGUCCCCCGGCGACAAGGGGACAGCGCGGGGACACCGGCGGCACCGCCAGCACCAGGAGGACGAGGAGGAGGAAGAGGAGGAGGAGGAGGAGGAGGAAGGAGAAGGGGACUCGCUGGAGGGGUCCCCAACCGAGGGGGGGAACGGGGGGCAGAGAGCCAGCGUGGGCUUCUUCUGUAAGCUCGAUGACCCGAGCCCCCGCCCGCGCCCGCCCCUCCCCUGCGAGCGCCGCCUCUGGGGGCCGGGGCAGGAACCGGAACCGGAACCGGAACCGGAACCGGACAGACCCCCUGCGGAGCCCCCCCAGCCCCAAUUUGGGGAGGGGUCCCGCCGGGGGGAGUUCACGCGCCGGGAGUACGAACGGCGGCAGCAGCUGCGGCUGAUGGAGGAGCUGGAGAAGGUGCUGCGCCCCCCCCGCGGGACCCCCGCCCCAAAACCCCCCCCGCGGGGACCCCCAAUGAGGGGAGGGGGCUCCGGGGGGGGGAGGGGGCGGCCCCGCUGCUGCGACGACUCCGCCCUGGGCAGGAGCCCCCCCGGCAAGGGGCUGCUGGGCUCCCGCCUGUCCAAGGUUUAUUCCCAGAGCUCUCUGUCCUUGUCCAGCGUGGCUGAGCCGGGCGGGGGGCGCAGCACCAGCCCUUCUCUCCCCUCCCCCAGCCGGGCCGGGUCCCCCUCGGGGCCGGGGUCCCCAAACCGAGCCCCCCCCCCAGGCCGGGAGUGGGAGCAGGAGUGGAACCCCCCGUCCCCGGGGCCGGAGUACACGGGUCCAAGGCUGUACAAGGAGCCCACGGCCAGGUCCAACCGGCCGCUGAUCCAGAACGCUCUGGCCCAUUGCGUGCUGGCCGGGACCCCCAACGCCCCCCUGAGGGCCAAAGUGCUGCAGGAAAUGGAGCAGAGCUCAGCCCAGCAGCUGCUGAUCCUUUUCCGCGACGGGGGCUGCCAGUUUCGGGGCGUUUACGCUUUGGGGGGGAUCCCGCCGACCCUAAAGCGCCUGUCGGGCUCGGGGCCGCGCAGCGUGCCGCUGCCCAUGGUGGAGGCGCUGUACAAGUACCAGUCGGACCAGCGGCGCUUCUGCCGCCUCCCCGCGCGCACCAUGAGCGGCAGCGUCGACGCCUUCACCAUCCCCGGCCACCUCUGGCACCCCAAAAAACCCGGCACCCCCAAAUAAAAACCCCAAAAACGGGGCC
Molecule: messenger RNA, 4719 nt
Organism: Camarhynchus parvulus
Lineage: Eukaryota; Metazoa; Chordata; Aves; Passeriformes; Thraupidae
Gene: CAMSAP3
Product: calmodulin regulated spectrin associated protein family member 3
Biological process (GO): cytoplasmic microtubule organization; negative regulation of microtubule depolymerization; neuron projection development
Cellular component (GO): microtubule minus-end
Molecular function (GO): microtubule minus-end binding; spectrin binding; calmodulin binding
Source: RefSeq, a predicted model, not a curated record